AUGGCCAAGAGGACCAUGGCCAAGACGGACCGAGCCAUUCGCAAAACAGUCCAGAGCCUUCCAAAAAAGCAGAGCAAGGUAACAAUGGUGGUCCUCGUCCGCGUUGCUAUCGUAAUGGCUUACGCAUGUGGCCUCACGCCGCCAACAACCCCGUCGCCUACACUGGCAGCAGUCUUGAUCGCAUCGGCAGUCUUUGCCAUUGUCAAGGCUGCCCUGUUCGACUUUCCGAUGUCGCCGCACCUGGCUGCGCUCAUCGCCACCUUUGUACUGGCCGCGUUUGCGCCUCCGCUCACACUGGUCGGCCACAUUCUCUCGUACACCUCGUACCUCUCGCCGGUGCCUCUUGCGCCGCACCUGCUGGGCGUUGGCGACGACGACCAGCGGGCGCCACUGCUCGGUAGCAGCACCCGCGGCACCAUCAAUGGCUACGCCUCGCACCGCUUGUCCUCCUCCUCCGCGUCCUCGUACACCAGCGGGGACGAGGAGGCCUCGGGCUCGGGAUCGUUUGUGUCGGGCACCUCGUUUGCCAGCUGCGACACCGAGUUUGUCUCGGCCGACGGCACUGCAGCCUCGUUUGCCGCAUCAUCGUUUGCAGGCGCAGCAUCGCCGGCCUCAUACUUUGGCACGCCGCGCUCGGACCGGACCUGGGCCGGCGAAGACGGUCUGCUCUACGCCACCCCACCCGAGCACUCGUAUGCCGCCGCCGCCGCCUCCGCACGUCUCGCCUCGCCACCGCUACCGCCGUCGUCGUCGCAAGGAGUUGCAGAAGCAGCAGGCGACGGCGUCACAUUUGGCGGCAUUGAUGACGCACCCGAGGCCCACCGCGAGCUUCUGCUGCAGACUUGCACCGCGCUGCACGCCUCGCUCUCGGCAGACGCGCCCGGCUGGGAGCCGUUCUCGCUCGGCAGCUCGGUAUCCAACGGCGUCACUCUCGAGGUCAAAGACAUGCCGCACGGCGUCCAAGCCGCCCGCGCUCUUUUCUCGCUCUAUGCCCCGGUCGACGCAGUCAUCGCCGCGCUGAGCGACUGGACCCGCCGUGCAGAGUGGGACCCCGGGUUCGAAUCGGCGACCCGCCUCGCCGAGCUCGGUGGCGGCGCGGCCGCCUGGCGCCUGGCCUUCCACGGGCGCGAGCUCACCCAGCAGCGCGAUGCCUGCGUCCUCUCCGCGCUGUCAGCAGUUGGCCCGCGCGGAUCAGCCAUGCUCGUCGCACUGGUCUCGGUCGAGCGCAGCGACUGUCCGCCGCGCCCUGACUACGCCCGUAUGACUGUUUAUCCCUCGGGCUUCCUAGUCGAACCGCUUCCGUCCGGCGCCACACGGGUCGCCGCUCUCUUCGCCUCGGACAUCGAGGGCUGGGUUCCGCGCGCCAUCAAGCGCCAGCUCACCGCCUCGGUCGCCCUCGCCGUCGUCGCCGUCUGCAACUCGCUCGCUACAAGCUAGAAGCUCGGCGCUUCGUCCUCGGGUCCAUCGCCCAUCUCGAGCGCAGCGGACACAAGAGCUCCAAGCCUGUUCGAUCGCGCCCACAUGUUCGCCGCCUGCCCGCGCACACCAACCGGCCCGUACUCGAUAAGCCUUCCGUACCAGCACCCAGCCCGCAGGCACGGAAUGGCAAAGAACGCGCUUUCGGCGGCACGGACUCGCCGCGCACCGAGCACCACGGUCUGAACCUCGGCCUCGAAGCACCCGGCAUGGACGUACAAUGUGCAACUUGCGCUGCACGACACGGAGCACAUCUUUCCCGCGCUCCGAUCGGCCGGCCGUGCUUGCGACACACGCCCGACUCGGCGGCAUAGCUCGCACCUCUGCCCGUGCCGCACCGAGGUCAGCGCCACGUUGGCAAAGAGCCUGCAGGUCAGAACCACGCUCUGCAGCUCGGCCCGGCUAAAGUAGCGCCUAAAAAUCAGCGCCCACACCUCCGCCGGCACCUGGCUCACCAACGACUGACCUUGAUGGUGCGCGUAGAGGAAGGCGUGCCGUCCGCGCGGGCACUGCGCACACGCCAGGCUCGCUGCUCCCCGCCACACUGCCUUCCGUGA
Messenger RNA from Thecamonas trahens ATCC 50062, 2033 nucleotides. RefSeq lists its product as uncharacterized. Lineage: Eukaryota; Apusomonadida; Apusomonadidae. The transcript has 2 exons. The record is from RefSeq and is a predicted model, not a curated record. Gene Ontology annotation, molecular function: lipid binding. The coding region runs from base 1 to 1437 and encodes 478 amino acids.